Molecule: messenger RNA, 2734 nt
Organism: Actinia tenebrosa (Australian red waratah sea anemone)
Lineage: Eukaryota; Metazoa; Cnidaria; Anthozoa; Actiniaria; Actiniidae
Product: glycine receptor subunit alpha-3
Biological process (GO): monoatomic ion transmembrane transport
Cellular component (GO): membrane
Molecular function (GO): extracellular ligand-gated monoatomic ion channel activity; transmembrane signaling receptor activity
Source: RefSeq, a predicted model, not a curated record
AUAUAAAUAUUCAUUGGGCACUUUGUUUGGUGUCAAUACAUCUCAUACCCGCAAACAAAAGUUCGCAGAGCAAACAGAUCCCUGCCUAGUUCGAAACACCUCAUCACAAAUACCCAGAAGGAUUAAUUAACACCAAGUAUGAGAAAACGGGAAUUCAUUUGCUUGUCAAUAUUACUGCACUUGUGCUCAACACAUGGCGACAAAUAUAAUAUGACAACAGACGCGUUGAAGAAGUUAUUUGAUGAAAGCAGAUAUGACAGAAGAAUAAGACCUUUUUUCCAAACAGACAAGAUAAAUGUGACAGUGGGUAUGUCUGUGGUCAAUUUUGGUCAAAUCCGUGAAGUCUUCAUGGAUUUUUCCCUUGAUAUAUUCUUCUAUCAACAAUGGUAUGACGAGCGUCUAAAGCAUGACCUAAGGUAUCCCAUAACCCUAGGUGGUGAAUACCGACGCUUAAUUUGGAUGCCUGAUACAUUUUUUCUCAACGUCAAGACAGCAAAGUUUCAUAACGUGCCGGCUGAUAACAGUAAAAUAUCCAUCUUUCCUGAUGGUCGAACAAGAUAUAGUACAAGGUUGACGAUAACUGCAGGCUGUGAGAUGAACUUAAAAGAUUAUCCACUCGAUGAACAAUCUUGUAACCUAACUAUUCUUAGCUAUGCAUUUAUGGCUCACGAGCUCGAUUACAAUUGGGAUGGCAAAGCAUCGAAAGCCAUUAUCGUUAUCAACAAAGCCAUGAACGAGUUUGACUUGAGUGGAUUUGAAACCUCGAAAGAAAUAUACCCUUACGUAACAGGUCGAUGGACUCAUUUGACAGCAACGUUUUCUUUCAGUCGUCGGCUUGGUUAUUCCCUGAUCCAGGUUUAUGCACCGACCUUAUUGAUAGUUAUGUUAUCUUGGUUAUCGUUCUGGAUAUCCCAAGACGCAGUCCCAGCAAGAGUAGCUCUUGGGGUAACGACAGUCCUUACAAUUGUCACUCUCAUGGGAUCGUUCAGGUCACAGGUUCCAAAGGUGUCUUACAUAAAAGCCAUCGAUUUGUUCUUCAUCGUAUCUUUCAUAUUCGUCUUUGGGGCGGUCCUGGAAUAUGUAGUCGUUUUGCUAUGCACUGCUGUUCGCGAGCAAAAGAGAAAAGCCAAAAACAAUGAUGAUAACCGCAAUACCAGUGAAGAAAUCAUGUUGGAUGUAUUAGACAAAAAUCAAGAAAACGAUCAACAAAGAGAUGACAUCGAAACCGUCUUUUCUAAAAAGGGUUUCCGACAUAGGAUAGCACGUGGAAGUAAAAUAGACAAGACAAGGAAAUUAGUUCGUUUUGCAUUCAUUGAACAAAAUGCAAGCAAAGUUGACAAGGUCUCAAGAUAUAUGUUUCCCUUAGCAUACACCUUUUUCAAUAUCGCUUAUUGGAUGUAUUACUCUUUUGGAACGUUCAAGAGCAGCGGUUCCAUGAAGCAUUCUAAGCAAUGAAAGUUUAUUUUUUCCUUCAAUAAAUUAUUACUACAUUCCAGCUGGCUUGGCAUGCAACAGGAAGACAGACGUUUUGAUUCAUUGGAUAUCGUGCUUUCCAUUUAGACGGCAUCAAGUUUGGCCUAGCAAAGAUACCAUGCUAGUAUUCAAUUAACCUUGUGAAACUAAACCUGAUUUAUCUAAAAAACGGACAGUAAAUAAGGAACCACGAAUAACCUAAUAUAUGCUAAUAUGAUGACAGAUUAAUAGACCUUAAUGAAUUUAUAAAACCUUCCGCUUUAAUCAUGUUUCGUAGGCGCUUGUACAUGAAAAUCAGUAGACCUGCGUUUCAACUGAUCUGUAGUGGCCACGAAUACCAUUACGGCAGCCACAGAAUGGGAAUGGCCUGCGGUCAAGAAUAAUGCUCGUACUGAAUUAAAAACAUGAGAAAAGGUACCACCUUGGAGUGUUCUAAAUACUAUUUAAUUCCGCGUUAAAUACGCAUGCCUCAAGAAACUUACUAAUUUCGUCUAUAGCCUUUGGCACAGUAUACUUGGUACACGCUAAAUUUAAAAUUUCAUAUACAUAUAUUCGCAAUAUUUUAUAUGCUGGCAUACAAUGUGGCAUAUGCGAACUUCAUAUCAGAAUAAAAAGAACAGUGAUAUUGAUUACUAUAAGAACUACUAAGAAGGAUUAAUGAAAAAUACCACUUGCAUUUGAUGAAAGUGGCUUAAUAUCACAAGUGCGUACUGGCAGGAGUGAUAUUAAGCCUUUUUCAAAAAAUGCCAGUGGUUUUUUUCAUUAAUUCUUCAAGAACUAAGGUGUUAUUUCCUUUUAAUAAUAAAUCUUCAUAAAAAAUUCGCGUUUCUGAAGUAAAAAAAUAAAUAAUUGACAGCAUUCAGCUCUAUGGUAAAACGUUUUCGGAUUUUAAGAAGAAAUCACUUCAGUUCAGAAACAAGGAUUUUAUGUAGAUGUGAUAUUAAAAAACUAGUCGAAUUAUCAGUACGAUGUCAAGUAAAAGAAACUUGAAGCAUUUUUCAAUAAUAUAUGAUAACUAUAAAAAUAUACAAAAAAUUAAAAAAUAAAACAGUGAGUAAAAAUGUCGACAGUUAUUUUCUAGUACUAAGCUCUGGAUGCGCGCAAAUGGCGAGCAUGAGCGGGAGAGAAAAUGAGUUUACUCAAGUCAAGUGGGAAAUAUUAAGAGAUACCUAUAUACUUAAUGCAUUAAUAUGAAUUAGGUCGGUAGCUUUUAUCAAAACUAUUGUAUACACCUAGUUCAAAUUAAAAAACGUUCAAAAAA